This is a messenger RNA of Dendrobium catenatum, 480 nucleotides long. RefSeq names its product protein LUTEIN DEFICIENT 5, chloroplastic-like. The transcript is spliced from 4 exons. Gene Ontology annotation, molecular function: cholesterol 24-hydroxylase activity; iron ion binding; heme binding. Gene Ontology annotation, biological process: cholesterol catabolic process. The coding region runs from base 67 to 345 and encodes 92 amino acids. NCBI's taxonomy places the organism in Eukaryota, Viridiplantae, Streptophyta, Magnoliopsida, Asparagales, Orchidaceae. The record is from RefSeq and is a predicted model, not a curated record.
CACAUUCUUAAGGAUAACUGCAAAGCUUACUCAAAGGGCAUUCUAGCGGAGAUUCUCGACUUUGUCAUGGGGAAAGGAUUGAUCCCAGCUGAUGGUGAGAUAUGGCGGGUCCGGCGAAGAGUAAUUGUCCCUGCAUUACAUAAGAAGUAUGUGGCUGCCAUGAUUAUUCUCUUUGGGCGAGCUUCAUUUAGACUCUGUGAGAAGUUGGAUAGAGCUUCAUCAGAUGGUGAAGAUGUAGAGAUGGAGUCACUCUUCUCACGGUUAACCUUAGAUGUCAUUGGGAAGGCUGUUUUCAACUAUGAUUUUGAUUCUUUAUCACUGGACAAUGGCAUUGUUGAGAUAUAGUAGGCUGUUUACAUUGUCUUGAGAGAAGCAGAACAGCGAAGCACUUCUCCAAUACCAACUUGGGAAAUUCCAAUUUGGAAAGAUCUCUCUCCUAGACAGCAGAAGGUCACAAAAGCUCUUAAGUUGAUCAAUGAU